AUGUUCACACAGAAGGUGACCAGGGGUAGCACCCUCCUCCUGCAACGCGGCGCUGGCGCUGGCCUGCGCCCCGCUGCGAUGACCAGCUUGCAGAAUCAACUUCGUCGACUUUGUUUGUCCAGCACUAGCAACCCGCGCCCGCAGCUCCAGUCUCCCCUGGCAGUUCAAUUCCUCACACGUUCCAAUUCCUCUGCGGCCACAGCGACGGAGAAGCCCAAGGCCUCCGACUCUAAGAAAGCUUCCGCAAAGUCCAAGACAAAGAAGAAGAAGAAGCCUUUGACAGAGUUGCAACAGAAGGCCAAGGAAAGCAAGGCUCACAGAGCGCGCCUCCAGAACCUCAAAACCGUGGCAUUGACGCCGCCCAAGGUUCUUCCUGAUAUUUUCUACACACUCGCCAUGCAGGUCAAGGCCCCCGAGGUGGCAGCGGAGCGGGACCCAAAGACUCGUUUCCAGAAACUUUCUGAGAUAGUGGACAACUUGGGCAGCUAUGAGAAACAGCAAAUCACCGAACAGGCCGCGCAAAACCGCAUCACCAACAAGACCGCUUAUGAAGAAUUCAUCAAGUCGCACACUCCUCUUGAAAUCUUGAAGGCCAACAUGGCGCGCAAGACAAUCAGCCAACUGGGAAAUGACCGCCGCAGACUUUUGAAAGAUGAUCGCCAGCUCAAAAGGCCGAUGAAUGCUUACCUGAAGUACGUCCAGAGCCAGUUUGAGGCCAAUGACUUCCCAUCGCACGUCACCACAAGACCCGAACAAGUCAGGUAUAUUGCCGAGCAGUGGAAAUCGCUCCCGUCCUCGAAGAAAGAUGAGUUGGAGAAGGAGUAUGCUGUGGUCCGAGAAGAAUACUUCCGAGAGUAUGAGCGGGUCUAUGGCGUCCCUUGUCCUGCUGUGGUUCGUCAAGGCAACGCCAAAUCCACCUCGUAG
Penicillium brevicompactum is the source of this 924-nucleotide messenger RNA. Its product is annotated as HMG-box domain-containing protein. The record is from RefSeq and is a predicted model, not a curated record. The transcript is spliced from 3 exons. Lineage: Eukaryota; Fungi; Ascomycota; Eurotiomycetes; Eurotiales; Aspergillaceae. Bases 1 to 924 code for a protein of 307 amino acids.